Drosophila subobscura is the source of this 1671-nucleotide messenger RNA. It is a transcript of the gene alka, whose product is annotated as glycine receptor subunit alpha-2. Gene Ontology annotation, biological process: chloride transmembrane transport; chemical synaptic transmission; nervous system process. The transcript is spliced from 11 exons. Gene Ontology annotation, cellular component: neuron projection; synapse; membrane. Lineage: Eukaryota; Metazoa; Arthropoda; Insecta; Diptera; Drosophilidae. The record is from RefSeq and is a predicted model, not a curated record. The coding region runs from base 177 to 1637 and encodes 486 amino acids. Gene Ontology annotation, molecular function: transmembrane signaling receptor activity; extracellular ligand-gated monoatomic ion channel activity; neurotransmitter receptor activity.
UUUUUCGUGUCCGUUGGGUUCAGUUUUAGUUCCUGAACGAAGGCGAACGGAUUCGGGCGCGCGUCGUUCCCGCAACGCGAGACCGAAUUAUGAAAUUCCCACGUCGGUGUAAAGUGAGAUGAUUUGAGGCCUGAAGUUACAAACAAAUUCCUUUCCCGUUGCGUCGCCCCAACAUCAUGCUUGACAAACUCAACAUAAACGCAUUCAUAUCGUUUGGAUUGGGAUUCAUAUUGAUAUGUCUGAGCGAAGCCACGGAGACCCAAGUGAACUACACAGCCAAGCCGCGAGUGGUUCUUCCGCCUAAUUAUGUCAAGGAAAUACGACCGCCCUCAAAGAAGGGUUCCCCAGUGAUAGUAGACUUUAGCAUAUUUGUUGUAGAUAUUAACUCAAUUAACGUAGAGGAUAUGGACUUUAGCAAUGCUGUGUAUAUUUUCAGAGUAGACAUGUUUAUACAUCAGCGCUGGCAUGAACCCCGACUGGAGAUACCCGAUGACAUAUUCGAGGAGGGCGACGACUACGUGACACUGCUUCCAGAAGUCUUUGAGAAUUUUUGGCAGCCGGAUCCGUAUUUUCUCAACUCUAAGAUUGCCGGAUAUGGAAGUCCAUAUGUUGCCUCCACCUCUAUGCUACGCAAUAAGGGUGAAAGAGAUUCGAAAAACUUUCAUCUGAACAAAGAUUUAAAAAUAGCGACGCUGACCCACAAGUUCACAUCGGUGACGCUGUACAAGAACAAGACGGUGCGCUAUGCGGCACGCAUGCACGCCAUCAUUGCCUGCCAGAUGGAGUUCCAGCUGUACCCCAUGGACAUCCAAGUGUGUCCCAUCCACAUUGAGAGCUUCUCAUCGAACAACCAGAAAGUGAAGCUCCGCUGGUCGGACUCUGGCGUGACCCUCAAUCCCGAACUGAAGCUGCUGCAGUACAAUCUGGGCCAGCCGCUGCAGCUGGAGGAGAGCGACGGCUACAUGCCGGAGAAGGUUGGCAACUUCUCGCGCCUCACCGUCUACUUCCGCUUCGAGCGCCAGAUCGGCCAUCAUCUCAUCCAGACCUUUGCCCCCUCCUCGCUGGUGGUGAUGCUCUCCUGGUUCAGCUUCUGGCUCGGCCUAGAUGCCAUCCCAGGACGAGUCACACUCCUUGUGACCUGCAUGCUGACGCUGGUCACCAUGUUCACGGGUGCGGACAUACCCCCAGUGGCAUAUGUGAAGGCCCUGGACCUGUGGAUGGCCGGCUGCAUGCUCUCCGUGUUCGCAGCCCUGGCCGAGUUCGUUGUGGUGAAAGUGCUGGACGUGCAGUACCAGUACCAGGUGAACCGCAUACCCAAGGUACUGCCCAUGCGCAUCAGCAACAUGGAAAAAGGUCAAUGUGCAACGGUGGCUAGCUGGGAGGGCGGUGCCGUGCGCUCGCGCAAAGCCACCCAAACGCCCACGACGCCCGGACAGACAUCGCUGCAGGGCAAUGGGGGACCGCCGAAGCCGGCACGCAGGCAGAGCCUUCUCUCGGUGGCAUGGACGGACACGGACACGGGUGUCGAGAAGAUAAUGUGGCGCGAGAUCGAUAAGGUGUCCCGCGCUGUCUUUCCCAUACUCUUCUUUGUGUUUGUCCUUCUGUACUGGCCGAUACUGUUGAUGAAGUCCUCCUAGGAAUUGGGGAGUUCCAGGCCGCGCUUGUCUGGAC